AUGACGUUGGCAGUGGAAGAUUACGGGCUCGAGCCAGACUUUGAGGCCGACGAUCCAGUAGAAGUUGUGCCGAAGAAAAAGAAGAAGCCCAAGGCCAAAAGUGUUGAAUCGAUCGAAGAAGAGCACCCAGAGGCGAAGAAAGUGCAGCCAAAAAAGAAGGCUAAGAAACCGGCUGAGCAGCCAGCUGUCGCACCGGACGUGCCGGAAAACAGUGAAAAAGCGCUGGGCCGGAACAGGAGACGACGUUUGAAUAAGAUCAAGCAAAAACUGGGAUCCGGUGCUCUACCCGGCCCCUCGGAACCAGAACAUGAUCAUCAACAAGAAGCUGAUCUCGGGAAGCCAGUGAAGAAAUCGGGUCCAACUGAAAAGGCGGAGAACAAACCGAAAAAAAAGAUGAACAAGAAAGAGGAGCGGGAAACGCCUAGCAACCCAUCUGCCAAAGUUGAUAGCGACGCUGCUUUGAAUAAGAAAACGAGAAAAAGAACGCUGAAGGAAGACGUUUCAGAAGCUGCUGACGUUGAGGAGAAACCCAAGAAGAAAAAGAAGGAAAAUAUCGCAGCGACCAAGAAGGCAGAAGAAGGGCUUCCGGCGGCUGACGAACCGUCAACGGCCACACCAAAAGAGGAGCGCCCCAAGUUUGACUACUCGGUGGUGCUGAAGGCGUUGAGCGGGGUGGAGAAUGAGCAAGAGGCCGCCGAUUUUCUCGGUCAAGAAGUGGCCGGCGGACGGCUCGGCUACAAGGACAUCGGGCAUGUGAUCCGGAAGUGGCGUCAGGCAAAGGAGCGCAAGUUAAACCCGAGACCGGAUAUGAAGGAGCUGUUCGCGUUCGAGGGCAGCCUGGACGAGCUGAAGGCGCUCGUCACGGAUAUGUCGAAGAAAGGGCUCAUCCACCGGAUUACGGCCGGCAACAUCGUGGCAAAGUGGAAGGCGAGAGAGACGCGCAGGAUUGGGCGUCAGGUGAAGAAACAAGUGAAGCGCGUCUGCUUGAAAUGUCGCGAGCCGGGCCACAAGAUCAGCGAGUGCCCACAGAUGACCACCGAGGAGGGUGUUGAUAUCUGCUUCAAGUGCGGCUCGACGGAGCACAACAUUUACAAGUGCCCGCGGAAGGAUAAAGUGAAAGGUUUCCCCUACGCCACCUGCUUCAUCUGCAAGCAACAGGGCCAUUUGUCGCGGGACUGCGACGAUAACGACAAGGGGAUCUACCCGGAUGGUGGUUGCUGCAACAUUUGCGAGUCGAAGCAACACCUGAUUCGCGAUUGCCCGAAGCGAUUGGCCUCUUCCGGAGUUACAGUGGAGGCUGAGGAAUUGCGAGCCAAAAUGGCCUUCGACCCGAACGUGCACCGCUCGGCCGACGACGACACGUUCGAUUUUGAAGUGGCCGAGGUGGCGAAGGAGGGCGAAGCCGACAAGCCGCCGAAGCCCGCCAAGCCUGCGAAUAAAGCCACAAAGAAAGUUGUCAAAUUU
This is a messenger RNA of Mesorhabditis spiculigera, 1464 nucleotides long. The record is from the annotation of a GenBank genome assembly. NCBI's taxonomy places the organism in Eukaryota, Metazoa, Nematoda, Chromadorea, Rhabditida, Rhabditidae.